Messenger RNA from Geodia barretti, 292 nucleotides. Lineage: Eukaryota; Metazoa; Porifera; Demospongiae; Tetractinellida; Geodiidae. The record is from the annotation of a GenBank genome assembly.
UGUGUAUUACAUUGUUUCCAUGACGACCACAACAACAAAUAGCCUCAGGCACUUUUCUUUAAAAUUACUUCUUCACUCCUCAAACUUGCUAACUAUAGCACGCAUGGAGGUGAAACUUGGUGCGCAUGUGUAUUACAUUGUUUCCAUGACGACCACAACAACAAAUAGCCUCAGGCACUUUUCUUUAAAAUUACUUCUUCACUCCUCAAACUUGCUAACUAUAGCACGCAUGGAGGGGAAACUUGGUGCGCAUGUGUAUUACAUCGUUUCCAUGACGACCACAACAACAAUU